This is a messenger RNA of Ceratina calcarata, 1452 nucleotides long. RefSeq lists its product as uncharacterized. The transcript has 6 exons. NCBI's taxonomy places the organism in Eukaryota, Metazoa, Arthropoda, Insecta, Hymenoptera, Apidae. The record is from RefSeq and is a predicted model, not a curated record. The coding region runs from base 112 to 1170 and encodes 352 amino acids.
AUCGUGAAAGAGGCUGAUUAAUGGCACCAGCAUUGGGCCAUGUCUUCUUUGGCCCAGGCUUCCUUUUCCGAAGAUACAACCAGCCGAAGAAACGUCUAAGGGGUGCGUUAGAUGGUGCACAACGUGCACAGGAUGGAGGAGGAAUCCCCGCAGGAGGAUAAAAAGGCCGAGGCGUUAAAUAUGCAGAUCGUUCUUGCGAGGCCGAAUACCUCGUCGGACGAUGUUCGCAACGGUCAGCCACGUGCUUCCGGUCAGGAAGAAUUCACGUGUUCUUUGUACAUCUCGCGUGCCGUCGGGCCUCAAGGCCAAGUGCAUGGGAUACAAGGUGGCGAAUUGGUACGUUCGAACUUGGAAGAGGUGAUCCGUGCGUCUGACCCCUUGGCAACCUGGCUGGUAUCUGAAACUCCUUGCGGUUUAAUCGCGGCAUUCGCGCGUGAAGCUGACGCCGAGAAGCUGUUGCAGCGCGUAGAUUUGGCACGUGUUUUCGAAGGGCCAGUACAAGUGGCUCGAUUCUCGGCGAAAGACUCUCGUUAUAGACAGGCGGUCCUUCUUCGCGACGUACCCUGGGCCAUUCCCUUACAGGAUAUCAACUCUGCCCUGACGAAGCAGGGCAUCGCGGCAGGAAGCGUAGAACGCUGGCGGCAAUACGUACGCGUCGAGGUACUAGACGCUGGACACUACGAGUUGUUGUUACGUCAAGGCUUGGACUUUUUCGGCGCCGCUCGGUUCAGCGCUAUCCCCGAGCGUUGGUGGCGCGGAGGAACCGGAAAUGCCGGUGGACCGCUGCAGGCAGGUCCGGGAAUGGUCAGCAACUUCCUCGAGGCGUCCAACUUUCAAACCGGGGACGGCGUGUUACAAUGUUAUCGAUGCCAGGGUUUCUGGCACAUGGCUGCGAAUUGCAGACACCUACCGCGUUGCGUACGGUGCGGCGAACCGCACAGCGUCGAGUUCUGUCCCAGGCCCCGGAACAAUCCUAUAUGCUGUCAUUGUUCCGGCCCCCAUCACGCCGGCUAUCGCCAAUGCCCUGUUCGACAGCAGCUUUCGAACGCGACGCCUAUUAGUAUCACGUUGAGCACCACCCGAAUUGGAAAUCAAUACUCAAUGAACGCGGCCUCCAAGACGAAUGCGUCUUCUCACGAGCCGCAGCCCUUGAAGACGAGCCAGUCCUAACUUGAGAAAUUACUGUAUCGAUGCAUCCGUUUGUCCGUCCAUUCGCUGACCUCACUCCGAUUAUAAAUUUACCCGCGUUUAUCGAGACUCGUAAGCGCCGCUUCUAUCGCGAACUUGUAAAUCUUUUAUACUGCCGAUACAUUUUAAAAUGUACCCGCGAUUAAAUUUUCUAAUUCUUUAAAUGUAUAACAAAAGCGACUAACUAACAUCUUUGACCGACAGGUAAAUGCUUAAAAUUCAAGGUAAUAAAUUUAUUAUGCAAAAACAACGACUGUAUACUUG